CCACGACUCUUCCUUAGCAACCGGCGCUGGGGCGGUGGUGCGGGCCGCGGCCGCCGCGGAGGUGAGGCCGCGCCCGGAGCCCUCUCGGCCCCUUCCUCCUGCUCCACCCAGGGCCGCUUACUAAGCCCUUUCCUCCAACUUCCGUGAGGUGGAGGGCGACGGGUCGGUGUGAGCGAGCCGCUUCGGGUCUGCGGCCCGCCUGCCCAGCACCCCUUCGUGGUGCUCGGGCGAGGAGGGUUGGCCCCCGUUUCCCGUCCCGCGCCCUUGCUCGCCCCGGUGCCUGAGAUCCCUGUGUGCUCCCCCCCAUCUCUGUCCACCGUCGGGGCUGUGGCCUGCCUUUCUGGACCCACAGCUGCAGUGUCUUCUGGGCUGAGAAGUCUCCCCUCCUGCUGGAGCUGCUCUGCCGGUGUUCACUGAGCUGUGUUCCUCUCUUCCCUCUGCACUGCAGCACUCUGCUGAGCUGCAGGCAGCCCCUCCACCCCUGCCUGUGGUCACUGUGGAAGGACUAUGGCAGACACUGGGGAGGGGAAAAAGGAGGAGGCUGAUUAUAAAAGACUUCACAGCUUUCCGCUGAUCAGGCACACAGACAUGCCGGAGGAGAUGCGCGUAGAGGCCAUGGAGCUGUGUGUCACAGCAUGCGAGAAAUAUGCCACCAACAACGAGAGUGCUGCCAAGAUGAUCAAAGAGAUGAUGGACAAGAAGUUUGGGUCCUCCUGGCAUGUGGUGAUUGGGGAAGGUUUUGGCUUUGAGAUCACUCAUGAGGUGAAGAAUCUGCUGUACAUGUUCUUCGGUGGCAGCCUGGCUGUGUGUGUCUGGAAAUGCUCCUGACAUCUGGCCAGGCCCCAGACUCACUGCACCCAAGAGAUUCUUCCUUGCCUUGACAGGUUUUGUACAAUCUGGAGAUGGGGCUUUAUUUUUCAGUAGUCAAACGCUGAGAGCUUUUUCAUACUGACGUACCAGUUCCAUGGGGUACACAUAGUUGGCACAUGUCUGCGUAUAAACUUUCUGAGCUGUCCUGUCCUCACUUGUGGCUUGUCUGUGGCGCUUGCCAUGGUGUCUGAGACAAAGCAGGAAGGAGGAGGUGGGGAACAGGUAACCUUGCAACACGCUGCAGAGCUGUACAGCAGUGCUAGGAGGGGGAAGUGAAAGAGAAAGCUGCUAUCCAGCCCUGCGUGUCUUUCUUCCUCCCACUUGUUCCACACUGUGUCCUCUCUCCUCUGCCUUCCUCACUACCGUCUGGUGUGGCUCUGACCAACACCUGUCUCUCCCCUCUCUGAAUGCCAAGAAUACCUUCUUUCCUGCUCCUAAGAUGUCCAUACAGAACUGGCAGUGCCAAGGGUUCUCCCUUCGGGCUGCCCAUGGAGGUGUUAGCCACAGAGAAGCAGACUCAGCUUGCCCUUCCACGCUUCUCACAGGAGGAUACAACAGCUGAGCUGCCUGGGUGUAGGAGGUUGCUAUGCAAACUGCCCCCUCCUUUCUCACCCACCACAUACUGAGAUAACAUGAAAACACAGGCGGCUGACGAUGCCUGGGGAGUGGGCGAGAACUCUUCAUAAGGCUCAAAUGCCUCUCUGUCAGUUGUUGGGGGUGUUGCAAGUGCUGUGUACUUUCAGCAUCUUGUUUGGAGGCUGGUAGAAGAAGGAGGCUCCAUGUGAGAUAUCACUUGGUCAUCAGAAACUUAGCAUCUUUUUGGACUUGGGUUCUUGUAGCCUGUGUCAAUUUUUCAAGCUGUCAGUGUUGGAGGAUGGAGUGAGUGUAAUUGUGUGUUACGUACAUGGAUUAUUUAUACAUAUCUGGGGAACUGUGUUUUUACAAUAAAAAUUUAGUAGAAUGA
Messenger RNA from Pogoniulus pusillus (Red-fronted tinkerbird), 1834 nucleotides. It is a transcript of the gene DNAL4, whose product is annotated as dynein axonemal light chain 4. NCBI's taxonomy places the organism in Eukaryota, Metazoa, Chordata, Aves, Piciformes, Lybiidae. Gene Ontology annotation, biological process: microtubule-based process. The record is from RefSeq and is a predicted model, not a curated record. Gene Ontology annotation, cellular component: dynein complex. The coding region runs from base 508 to 828 and encodes 106 amino acids. The transcript has 4 exons.